ACAUCACAAUAUGUGUCCAUAUCUAUAUCUUCAACUAUAUAGUCCACUUUGUUUUGUUUUCCUUUUCUUUUCUUUUUGUACUUAUAUGACUUAUUUUCUAAUUAUUAAUUAAAUUUAAGCGAGGGGUAUAUGAGAAUUAUUAUUGGCAUUUAUAAAAGGAAAGAUCAAUCAGUAGUUUUUGGGAGUAGGAGAAUUAAAGAAUGAUGAACCAAGAGGAAGCGAUGAGUAACAGGAAGCAGAAUAAGCAAGAAGAUGAUGAUGAUCAUGAAAACGACAUGGUGAUGCCAGGGUUUAGGUUUCAUCCAACGGAGGAAGAGCUUGUAGAAUUCUACCUUCGCCGUAAGGUAGAGGGCAAGAGAUUCAAUGUUGAACUCAUCACUUUUCUUGAUCUUUAUCGAUAUGAUCCAUGGGAACUUCCUGCGUUGGCAGCAAUUGGAGAGAAAGAAUGGUUUUUCUAUGUCCCAAGAGAUAGAAAGUACCGCAACGGAGAUCGCCCAAACCGUGUGACAACUUCAGGCUACUGGAAGGCUACUGGAGCUGAUAGAAUGAUCCGAACAGAGAAUUCAAGGUCCAUUGGGUUAAAGAAAACCCUCGUCUUUUACUCCGGAAAGGCUCCUAAAGGCAUCCGAACGAGUUGGAUCAUGAAUGAGUAUCGUUUGCCUCAUCAAGAAACCGAAAGGUUACAGAAGGCUGAGAUUUCCCUAUGUAGGGUUUACAAGCGAGCUGGAGUAGAAGACCACCCAUCUCUCCCUCGCACACUCCCAACAACUAGGGCUACAUCAUCAAGAAGUUCACAUGGCGACAAGAAGCAGCAUUCCCAAAACUUGCUGAGUUUCCACUCUUUCGAAGGCCAAAAUUCCAACCAAAAUGAUGAUAAAUUGAGCGAAACGAGUGGUAGUAGUUCCACAGACCUUGUUGGAACGGCUCUAGGCCUCUCCAGUCCCCUCAAUCCGUCGUAUAACAACUUUAUGACUUCAUUUCCGCCAAUCGCCACCACGCUUCCUCCACAAACGUCCUCUUUAAUCCCCCAUUGCACCCCAACCGCCUCAUCCUCUGUGUUCCCUAACUCUGUGGAUGAUCUUCAUAGAAUCAUAAGCUAUCAACAAGCUUCUGUCAAUAAUCCAGCCUCUCAGGCUUUUCAUAUUCAUAACUAUCAACAUAAAUUUUCUAAUAAUCUUUCUCCCCAUUUCUCUACAAGUAAUUUGCUUCCGCAACCGCAACUUCAACCACAACCACUGCAACCACAAUCGCAGCAACACCUGCAAAUGCAACCAAACUCGCAAGCACUUCUUGCUCUUAAUAACUUGGCAGGAGAAGUUCAGGUGACGUUUCCUGAGCGGCUCUGGGAGUGGAAUCAAAUGCCGAGCGAAGGAAACAAGGAUUACACCAACCCUUUCAAGUAA
Molecule: messenger RNA, 1403 nt
Organism: Cynara cardunculus var. scolymus (artichoke)
Lineage: Eukaryota; Viridiplantae; Streptophyta; Magnoliopsida; Asterales; Asteraceae
Product: NAC domain-containing protein 35
Exons: 3
Coding region: 201-1403 (400 amino acids)
Biological process (GO): regulation of DNA-templated transcription
Molecular function (GO): DNA binding
Source: RefSeq, a predicted model, not a curated record